CUGAAAUUAGUUGUACCGGGUAUCUCAUCUUGUAGUUGGAGAUGGCAGAAGAGGGGAAGUUCCGAAUUGAAAAGUUCGAUGGUACAGAUUUCAGUUGGUGGAGAAUGCAAAUUGAAUAUUUGCUAGUUCAGAAAGAUUUGGACGUGGUUUUGGGUGACAAGCCAGAAAAGAUGUCGGAUGCAGAUUGGGCAGGUCUAGAUCGGAAAGCUAUGUCCGUGAUCCGUCUCUCGUUGACCAAGAAUGUUGCGUUCAACAUUCUGAAGGAGAAGACAGCGAAGGGAAUUAUGGACGCGCUGUCUAACAUGUACGAGAAGCCAUCUGCAGCGAAUAAAGUUUUUCUAAUAAGAGAGCUGGUGAACACAAGGAUGAAAAAUGGCACUUCAGUUCCUGAGCAUAUCAACAAGUUGAAUUCGAUCUUAGCCAGACUUUUGUCAGUGGGCAUUAAGUUCGAUGAUGAAGUUCAAGCUUUACUACUGUUAUCGUCAUUGCCUGAUACUUGGUCCGGAACUGUUACAGCAGUUACCAGUUCAGCGGGACCUGACGGAUUCACUUUUGAGAAGAUUCGUGACCUUGUUCUUGGCGAAGAUGUCAGAAGAAGGAGUUCUGGUGAGUCUUCGGAAGAAUCACUAAAUAUCGUCAGAGACGACGGAGCUCUUGAUGUGACGGGCAUGGGUGACAUAGUGCUGAAGACCCCUGUCGGUUUCUGGACUUUGAAGGAUGUCAGAGUGGUUCCAGCCUUGAAGAAAAGUUUGAUUUCUGUUAGGCAGUUGGACGAACAGGGACACGAGGUGAAACAUUGGGUCCGGAGAACCAGUAUUCCAGCUGUUGAAACAUCUCCAGAAAAUUUCUUGCUCAGUAUGGAGAUUGUUUGUUCUCAGGAUGUUCCAGGAUCCGGCAGUGCGUGUGUGCAGUGGGAGCCGGUAGGGACCGAGGAUGAGUCAAAGGCAGUUCAAGCCAUGACUGAUGGGUUGAAACUCAGGAGAGUUUCAACAGAGUCUUCUCGAUGAUCAAGAAGGCUGGUGGCAACUAGAGGUGGUGGAAUUUUGAGUUCCGUUAUCAGAUUACAGAAGUACAUGUGCACAGUUGAAGCGCAGGUGAACAUUGUUCCGUGGCUUCAAGUGGGAGAUUGUUGAGUGUGAAGCCAGGAAGCUAGGUGGAAGCUAACAGGAAAUUGGCAGGAAGCUACCGAGAAGCUUACGGCUUAAUCAUUGUCUCCCUAACUAAUCUCUAUUUAAGAGAUGCUAAUGUGCUUCCUCUUAAUGGUUCAGAUGUCUGAAUGGUUCAGCACUUAAUGGUUCAGACUGUUUGUUUCAGCCUCUUAAUGGUUCAGAUGUCUGAAUGGUUAAGAGAUUUGCCUCUGAAUGGUUAAGUAUUAUACAGAGUCUGAAUGGUUAAGACCUCUUAUCUGAAUUGAUCAGAGAUUUGCCUCUGAAUAGUUAAGCAAUAUACUAGCUCUUAAUGG
Cuscuta campestris is the source of this 1462-nucleotide messenger RNA. Lineage: Eukaryota; Viridiplantae; Streptophyta; Magnoliopsida; Solanales; Convolvulaceae. The record is from the annotation of a GenBank genome assembly.